CUUGACAUAUUAUCAUUUAUCACAUUCACGGACCACAUUUCGUGCACAUUUCUAUUUCAUAUUGUGUGUGUUGUGUACAUUAACCACCUUUUAAAUAUUUCUUUUUUAUAUCAAGCCAAUUAACAAAUUCCUCUAACUGAAGCUUUAGUUAGAGUUUGAAUACCUAUUUGAUAUUUUUUCAUUCAACAAUGAAGCCAGCAUACAAAAUCGCUAAUGAGAAGUUGGCAGAACUUGGUCGUAAGGAGAUCAUGCUCGCAGAGAAAGAAAUGCCUGGAUUAAUGGCUUGCCGCAGAAAGUAUGCUCCUAGCAAGAUACUUAAAGGUGCCAAAAUAGCUGGCAGUCUGCAUAUGACAGUACAAACUGCAGUACUCAUUGAAACACUGAUAGAGUUAGGAGCAGAAGUGCAAUGGUCAAGCAGUAACAUUUUUAGCACACAAGAUGAAGCUGCAGCUGCCUUGGUGGCUGUUGGGAUCCCCAUUUAUGCCUGGAAAGGAGAAACAGAUGAGGAAUAUAUUUGGUGCAUUGAGCAAACACUUAUCUUUCCCGAUGGAAAGCCCCUGAACUUGAUUUUGGAUGAUGGAGGUGAUUUGACCAAUUUGGUUCACACAAAACAUCCAGAACUUUUGGAAGGUUGCAAAGGCAUUUCUGAAGAAACAACCACAGGUGUACACAACUUAUAUAAAAUGUUCCGUGAAGGCCUUUUGAAAGUCCCAGCUAUUAAUGUCAAUGAUUCUGUUACAAAGAGCAAAUUUGAUAACUUAUAUGGGUGCAGAGAAUCUCUUCUUGAUGGUAUCAAAAGGGCCACUGAUAUCAUGAUUGCUGGAAAAGUUUGUGUAGUUGCGGGCUAUGGAGAUGUUGGUAAAGGAUGUGCUCAGGCCUUUAAGGGAUUCGGAGGAAGAGUUAUUGUUACAGAGGUGGAUCCUAUCAAUGCUCUUCAAGCAGCAAUGGAGGGUUUCCAAGUGACAACAAUGGAGGAGGCCUCUGAAAUAGGUCAGAUAUUUGUCACAACCACUGGAAACAUUGAAAUAAUCACCAAAGAGCAUUUUGUGAAAAUGAAGGAUGAUGCAAUCGUUUGCAAUAUUGGCCAUUUUGAUACUGAAAUUGAUGUUGCUUGGUUAGAUAAGAAUGCCAAGAAAGUGAAUAUCAAACAACAUGUUGACCGUUAUGAAUUGGAAAAUGGCAACCAUGUCAUCGUCCUUGCUUCUGGAAGGCUUGUUAAUCUUGGAUGUGCAACUGGUCACUCAUCUUUCGUCAUGUCCAAUUCUUUUACGAACCAAGUCCUAGCACAGAUUGAACUAUGGACUAAACACAAUCAAUACCCCAUUGGCGUUCACACCUUGCCGAAAAAGUUAGAUGAAGAAGUUGCAGCCCUCCAUCUUGAUCACUUGGGUGUCAAACUUACGAAAUUAACACCUAAACAAGCAAAGUAUAUUGGAGUGUCGGUGGAAGGCCCAUACAAACCAGACCAUUAUAGAUACUGAUUUUGAAAACAUAAAAAUCUCUAUACCUACCUACUAAUACCUAGUGUUUGGUGUUGUCUAUUUAAAGGCAUAAUAAAUGAAUUAAUAAUUUGA
Maniola jurtina (meadow brown) is the source of this 1574-nucleotide messenger RNA. It is a transcript of the gene Ahcy, whose product is annotated as adenosylhomocysteinase. The transcript has 4 exons. Bases 189 to 1481 code for a protein of 430 amino acids. Gene Ontology annotation, molecular function: adenosylhomocysteinase activity. Gene Ontology annotation, biological process: L-methionine cycle. The record is from RefSeq and is a predicted model, not a curated record. NCBI's taxonomy places the organism in Eukaryota, Metazoa, Arthropoda, Insecta, Lepidoptera, Nymphalidae. Gene Ontology annotation, cellular component: cytosol.